Acanthosepion pharaonis is the source of this 621-nucleotide messenger RNA. NCBI's taxonomy places the organism in Eukaryota, Metazoa, Mollusca, Cephalopoda, Sepiida, Sepiidae. The record is from the annotation of a GenBank genome assembly.
AUGUGCAUAAUUAUUUUCAUAUUGGUCAACUGUUUUUGUCUUCUUCUUCUUCUUCUUCUUCUUCUUCUUCUUCCUUCCUUCCUUCAUUCAUUCAUUCAUACCUUCCUUCAGUCAUUCCUUCCUUCAUUCAAUUUUUCCUACCUUCAUUCCUUUCUUCAUUCCUUACUUCCAUCCUUCCUUCCUCUAUUCUUUCCUUUGCUUCUUCUUCCUUCAUUCCUUCCUUCAUUCAUUCAUUCCUUCAUUCUUGCCUUUCUCCCUUCCUACUUUCAUUCUUUUCUUCCUUCAUUCCUUCCUUUGCUUCUUUCAUCCUUCCUUCCUUCCUUCCUUCCUUCCUUCCUUCCUUCAUUCUUGCCUUCCUUCCUUCCUUCCUUGCUGUCUACUUUCAUUCUUUUCUACCUUCAUUCCUUACUUCCAUCCAUCCUUCCUUCAUUCUUUCCUUUCAUUCUUUUUUCCUUUAUUUAUUCCUUCAUUCCUUCAUUCUUGCCUUCCUUCAUUCUUACUUUCAUUCUUUCCUUCCUUCAUUCUUUUCUUCCUUCAUUCCUUCUUUCAUUCAUUCAUUCAUUCCUUAUUACAUCUUAUUCUCACCUUCUCUUUCUCUCACUCGCUCGCAUAUAUACAUAG